AUGAAACGAGUCCACCUCUCCGGAGCCCAUUCGAUCCGCAAUGUGGCCGUGGUGGCUCACGUGGACCAUGGCAAGACAACGUUGACUGAUUCCUUGUUGCUCAAGGCUGGACUGCUCCAGAAAGACCGAGCAGGCGACCAGCGCUCGAUGGAUACCCUGGCAGAUGAGAAGGAGCGUGGCAUUACCAUCAAGUCGGCUGCCAUUUCGUUGAACCUGACAGCGGACUGGAACUUGAUGAAGUACAGCAAGGCAGGAGAGGCCCUAAAGCGGGUCGUUUCGAAUCUGGAAGAGAGAGAAGAAGAGACCGCAAAAGCCUCGGAAGCAUCCGUUGAUGAUUCGGUUUACGUUGGCAAGUUCCCCGGUUCAGUCACGAACAGCGACCAUGUCCAAGCUAUCUUGAAAGACCACGGUGUAUCUGUCGACCUCGCCAACAUCGACUUCCAUGGCCGCCGAGGCUACGCCAUCGUUGACGUUCCAAAGGCAAAGGCAGAGGCCCUCGUUGGUUUGGAUGGCAACAUCCUUGUUGACGGCCGUGCUCUCAGUGUCGAGUACUCUGGCGCGGGUGCCAUGUCCCGAUUGAAGCUCUUUUGCAAAGAAAACAAGAAAGACAUGCCCACCAUCACUGUCCUACGUCAAAAGAAUGGCGAGUACAGCGGUCUGGCCGAGUGGUCUGCCAUCGGUGGCGUCAUGAUUCAUUCGUCCGAACACCACUCGUCGAUGGCCAAAGCCCGACAAGCUGUCGCCAAGGAAUGUAUCGCAUUCAUGGAGGCACAGCAGAACGAUUUCCAAUCGGAUUCUAUGGACAAGAAGACGGAGGAGCGAGACGCCUCGCCUGCAGCAAGUACAGCCGAAACAACCCAGCACCAAGACGACGAGCCCACAACUUUUGGCGACAAGGCACCAAUCAGUCUCAACCUGAUCGACUGCCCAGGCCACAUUGAUUUCAAUGGAGAGGUUACGGCCGCCCUUCGUCUUUGUGACGGUGCUCUGGUGGUGGUGGAUGCUGUGGAAGGCAAAGCGGUUCAAACCGACAACGUUCUUAUGCAGGCGCUGAAGGAAGGAGUGCGGCCUGUUUUGAUGCUGAACAAAGUGGACCGGCUUAUCGUGGACAAGCAGCUCGAAGCAGACGAAGUCUUUGACGCGAUGGCGCGAGUUGUUGGCCGAGUCAAUGGCUUCAUUUCGCAGCACCAGCUGCCCGAGCUACCCGAUCAACGGGUCCGUUGGGAGGAUGGCUCGAUCUGCUUCGGCAGUGGGUACUUCGGGUGGUCCGCUUCGGUCGACUCUUUCAUCCCGAAGGCUGAGGACGGCUCUCUGGAAGGCCGGGCCACCUGCACCAAGAAGAGGAAGGCAAUGGCUAAGCGAGAGAAUUUUAUCAAACUCAUUCUCAAGCCAGUGGUCCGUCUGCAUCGUCUCUGUGGAGUUCUUCCAACGAAGAAAAAGAACAUGCCUCGUUCGGAACGGAUGGAACUUGUCGAAACUUUCCUGGGUAGGGCUCUAUCCAGGCCGUUCAAGAUGUCGGCGAGCAUGAUCCAAGAAGAAAGACCAAAGAAGUUAUUAAAAAGUGUGAUGAUGACUUGGCUCCCAGCCGCAGACGCCAUCACAAACAUGGUUGCGUCGAAUGCACCGUCCCCUGUCGAGGCUCAAGAUUGGAGGGCGAAUUUGCUUUACACCGGUGACGUGAAGGACCCAAGCGGACAGGGGAUCAAGGCUUGUGAUCCCGCUGCGCCGACGAUCAUGUACGUGUCCAAGAUGCUGCCAGCCACGGUCGGUGGUGGCAAGAACCUCUCCGCGUAUGGAAGGAUCUUCAGUGGAACGGUGGCGGUUGGCGACACACUGUUUGCUAUCACAAACGAUGGAACCUUUCGGCGAGCUAAAGUAUCCAAGGUCAUGAUGUGCGGACUUGGUGGAAAGAUGGAUUCUCUGUCUUCGGCCCAUGCGGGGCAGCUUGUUGCUCUCGAAGGGGUCGACAAAGCCCUGAACAAAGCAGGCACACUGUCGGGCAUCAAAGGGUCCAGCCCCAUCGAGCACAUGGAUUUUGCUGUGGCGCCCGUUGUCCAACAUUCCAUUAGCCCCAAGGACAAACGCUUGCUGACCAAAAUGGUGGCAGGCAUGCAGCAGGUCGUCAACGCAGAUUCCACGGCUGUGUUCUUCCGAGAUGCUGAAACCGAUCAAUACAUAUUGGCGGGCGCAGGAGAGCUCCACAUGGAAAUCCUCGUGUCUACAUUGCGCCAAAACACUGGAGGCAUGGAAGUGGUGUUGUCGGAACCUCUGAUUAGCUACCGAGAGACGGUGCGUUCGGAGUCUUCGGAAGCAGCGCUCGCCAAGAGCGACAAUAAACACAAUCGAAUUUGGAUCAAGGCUUCGCCCCUGUCGCAGGAGGUUGUGCGUGCCAUGACCAACGGAGACCUGAGAGGGGUGGACGUCAAGGCGGUUGGGAAGAAAUUGUCUGAGAGCUACGGCUGGAGAGCUGCUGACGCCUCGCGCGUUUGGGCCGUGGGGCCUGAACCGAUGUCUAAGGCCGAAGCGUCGGAUAUGGAUCGUGCUUCUUGCCUUCUCGUCGAUGGAACCUACGGAUUGCAAAUCCCCGAUGACGCAAAAGCCAACAUCAUAGGGGCUUUCCAACAAGUGGUCCGACGUGGUGUCCUUGUCGGGUCACCUCUCUGUGGCGUGCGCUUUGACCUUGUGGAAGCCAAGUUCCAUGCGGAUGCCGUCCAUCGUCGACCGAAUUCAGUGGUUCCCGCUGCCGCUCGUGCCUGCAAAGGAGCCUUUUUGCUGGCCGAUCCUGAUCUCCUCGAACCUGUCUUCCGAGCAGUGGUCGUUGGGGCUGAAGGGACCGUCAACAAAGCGUUCUCUGUUCUGGGUGGUCGUGGCGGGCAGAUUGUCGACAGCUCGUCAACUGAGGUGGGCGAUAUCAUCGAGGCUUGUUUGCCCGUGAGACGUUCCUUUGGGUUGGUUGGUGAUCUCCAUGGCGAAACGAAAGGCCACGCGCAAUGCAGCUUGUCUUUCGCCGGUCUUCAGUCGGUGCCAAACCAAGAUAGCGACGCCAUCGUCAUCGAAACGAGAACAAAAAGGAAUCUCCCAACGAAAGUGCCGACCGCUGGACAAUUCGUUGAUAAAUUCUGA
Messenger RNA from Seminavis robusta, 3123 nucleotides. NCBI's taxonomy places the organism in Eukaryota, Bacillariophyta, Bacillariophyceae, Naviculales, Naviculaceae. The record is from the annotation of a GenBank genome assembly.